UUGUCUGUACUUAGUUUUAAUCGAACCCUACAAAUGUGUACUCGCGCUAAUAGAAUAAUAUCCCUUCCUAUUGGCAGAAUAAUGCCGAAACAGCUAAAAAUUUCACAAUACUGUGUAUUGAUAAUUCUAUUGGAGAAUAUGUUUUGCGUGGCAAUUGAAAUCUCAUCUGUUGGAAGCGAAGCAAGGGUUGCUACCGAAAAUGACAUCAGUCAAGGGAAUCAAUUUUACAAUGCCUCAGGCUUGAAAUCACUAGCCUUGUAUGUUCUUCCACCAGGAAGCACCCAAUGGCGAGAUGGAAAACAGGUUUUUUCGGAAGUCCCAAAAGAGGAGUGUGGUACCAAUGGAGAUCAUAUGAUUUUGAUAUAUGUGCCCACCGAAGCAGUUGACAAAUAUUCUUGGGUCACCCGUAUGACCGAUGAAAAAACGCAAAAAGUAACUCCCAUUAAAGUAUGCUGCCCGGGCUAUGGCCUAUUGCGUUGGCGUGGUGAACGCCGUUGUGUGCCUGUGUGUAAAAAAUGCCGUAAUGGCCAAUGUGUGUCGCCUGACGUCUGCGAGUGUUACAACGAAUUUGUUCGCACCGAUAAUGGUGAUUGUGUGUUCUCUUGUCCUUUGGGUUGUCUCAACGGCCGUUGCUAUUUGGAUGGCAGCUGCGAAUGUGAUCCUGGCUAUAAGUUGGAUGAGACCCGUCAAUAUUGUCGUCCUAUAUGCAGCAAGGGUUGUGGUACUGAUCCUUUACUCAAUUGCACUGCCCCAGAAGUCUGUGGAUGUAUACAAGGAUUUACCCUUAGCGAUUCAGGGUGUAAGCCUCUCUGUGAGCCCGAAUGUGGACCGGGUGGUGUAUGUCAAGAAAUCGGAUUUAAACCUCUAUGUGCGUGCCAUGCAGGUUAUGGUCUAAAGGAUGGUGUUUGUCAGGCUGAUUGUUAUCAAUCCUGUGCCAAUGGAAUUUGCUAUAACCGCAAUAGAUGCAUUUGCAAUCCUGGUUUUGUCUACCAUGAGCGUACCAGAAACUGUAUACCCGUGUAGAGGAGGUAGAUAGCAGCUGUUAUAUAGUUUAGAUAAAAAUUUUAGAUUUUAAAAUAUUAUAUGAAAUUUUGUUCAAUGUAUUGCCCAAAAAGUAAUUGCGGAUUUUUCAUAUAGUCGACGUUGACAAUAAACUUCUCUGUUUUUAAACACUA
Messenger RNA from Stomoxys calcitrans (stable fly), 1175 nucleotides. RefSeq names its product epidermal growth factor-like protein. The transcript has 3 exons. Bases 34 to 1023 code for a protein of 329 amino acids. NCBI's taxonomy places the organism in Eukaryota, Metazoa, Arthropoda, Insecta, Diptera, Muscidae. The record is from RefSeq and is a predicted model, not a curated record.